AUGACGGCCAGCUCCGUGGAGCAGCUGCGGAAGGAGGGCAACGAGCUGUUCAAAUGCGGGGACUACGAGGGCGCCCUGGCGGCCUACACGCAGGCCCUGGACCUGGGGGCUGCGACGCCCCAGGACCAGGCCAUUCUGCACCGGAACCGGGCCGCCUGCCACCUUAAGCUGGAGGAUUACAGCAAAGCAGAAACCGAGGCCUCCAAAGCCAUCGCCGAGGACGGCGGGGACGUCAAGGCGCUGUUCCGGCGGAGCCAGGCCCUGGAGAAGCUGGGCCGCCUGGACCAGGCCGCCCUGGACCUGCAGCGCUGCGUGAGCCUGGAGCCCAGGAACAGAGCGUUCCAGGAGGCCCUGCGCAGCCUGGCGGGCCAGAUCCAGGAGAAGGUGCGGUACAUGUCCUCCACGGACGCCAAGGUGGAGCAGAUGUUUCAGAUCCUGCUGGACCCCCAGGAGAAGGGCACCGAGAAGAAGCAGAAGGCCUCCCAGAACCUGGUGGUGCUGGCCCGGGAGGAGGCCGGGGCCGAGAAGAUCUUCCGGAGCAACGGCGUGCCGCUGCUGCAGCGCCUGCUGGACACGGGCGAGGCCGACCUCAUGCUGGCCGCGCUGCGCACGCUGGCCGGCAUCUGCUCCGAGCACCAGUCGCGGACGGUGGCCACGCUGAGCGUGCUGGGGACGCGGCGGGUGGUCUCCGUCCUGGGCGUGGAGAGCCAGGCCGUGUCGCUGGCCGCCUGCCACCUGCUGCAGGUGAUGUUUGACGCCCUCAAGGAAGGCGUCAAGAAGGGCUUCCGGGGCAAAGAGGGCGCCAUCAUCGUGGACCCCGGCCGGGAGCUGAAGGUCCUCGUCGGCAGCCUGCUGGAGCUGCUGGCCGAGGCGGGCGUCUCGGCACAGGGCCGGGACCACGCACUGGGCCUGCUCAUCAAGGCCGUGCCCCGCGCGUCUCCCAAGGACCCCGACAACAGCCUGGCCCUCUGGGUCAUCGACCAAGGCCUGAAGAAGAUCCUGGCGGUGGGGGGCGCCGUGCAGGAGGCGCCCGGGGAGCUCGCGGUGACCGCCAACAGCCGCAUGAGCGCCUCCAUCCUGCUCAGCAAGCUCUUCGACGACCUCAAGUGCGACGCCGAGAGAGAGAACUUCCACCGCCUGUGCGAGAACUACAUCAGAAGCUGGUUCGAGGACCACGGGCUGGCCGGGAAGCUGCGGGCCAUCCAGACGGUGAGCUGCCUCCUGCAGGGCCCCUGCGACGCGGGCAACCGGGCGCUGGAGCUGGGCGGCGUGAUGGAGAGCGUGAUCGCCCUGUGCGCCUCGGAGCGGGAGGAGGAGCAGCUGGUGGCCGUGGAGGCGCUGAUCCACGCGGCCGGCAAGGCCAAGCGCGCCUCCUUCAUCACGGCCAACGGCGUCUCGCUGCUCAAGGACCUGUACAAGCGCAGCGACAAGGACAGCAUCCGCAUCCGGGCGCUGGUGGGACUCUGCAAGCUCGGCUCGGCCGGGGGGACGGACUCCAGCAUGAAGCAGUUUGCUGAAGGCUCCACCCUCAGGCUGGCUAAGCAGUGUCGCAAGUGGCUGUGCAACGACCAGAUUGACGCGGGCACGCGGCGCUGGGCCGUGGAGGGCCUGGCCUACCUCACCUUCGACGCCGACGUGAAGGAGGAGUUCGUGGAGGACAAGGCGGCCCUGAAGGCUCUGUUCCAGCUCAGCCAGUCCGAGGAGCGCUCGGUGCUCUUCGCCGUGGCCUCGGCGCUGGUGAACUGCACCAACAGCUACGACUACGAGGAGCCAGACCCCAAGAUGGUGGAGCUGGCCAAGUACGCCAAGCAGCAUGUGCCGGAGCAGCACCCCAAGGACAAGCCGAGCUUCGUGCGGGCCCGGGUGAAGAAGCUGCUGGCCGCGGGCGUGGUGUCCGCCAUGACGUGCAUGGUGAAGACCGAGAGCCCCGUGAUGACCAGCUCCUGCCGGGAGCUGCUGUCCAGGGUCUUCCUGGCUCUGGUGGAGGAGGCGGAGGACCGCGGCACGGUGGUGGCCCAGGGCGGGGGCAAGGCUCUGCUCCCGCUGGCCCUGGAGGGCACGGACGUGGGGCAGACGAAGGCGGCCCAGGCCCUCGCCAAGCUCACCAUCACCUCCAACCCCGAGAUGACCUUUCCCGGAGAGCGGGUCUAUGAGGUGAUCCGGCCCCUCGUGUCCUUGCUGCACCUCAACUGCUCAGGCCUGCAGAACUUCGAGGCGCUCAUGGCUCUCACCAACCUGGCGGGGAUCAGCGAGAGGCUGCGGCAGAAGAUCCUGAAGGAGAAGGCCGUGCCCAUGAUCGAGGGCUACAUGUUUGAGGACCACGAGCUGAUCCGCCGCGCGGCCACGGAGUGCAUGUGCAACUUGGCCAUGAGCAAGGAGGUUCAGGACCUCUUCGAGGCCGAGGGCAACGACCGCCUGAAGCUGCUGGUGCUGUACAGCGGGGAGGACGACGAGCUGCUGCGACGGGCGGCGGCCGGGGGCCUGGCCAUGCUCACCUCCCUGCGGCCCUCCCUGUGCAGCCGCAUCCCCCAGGUGACCACGCACUGGCUGGAGAUCCUGCAGGCCCUGCUCCUGAGCCCCAGCCAGGAGCUGCAGCACCGGGGCGCCGUGGUGGUGCUCAACAUGGUGGAGGCCUCGCGGGAGGCGGCCGCCGCCCUGAUGGAGAGCGAGGUGCUGGAGAUCCUGUCCGUGCUGGCCAAGGGCGCCGAGGGCCCCGUCUCCAAGGCGGCCGCGGCGUGCCUGGGGAAAGCCGUGGAAUACGGGCUCAUCAAGCCCAACCAGGACGGGGAGUGA
Molecule: messenger RNA, 2793 nt
Organism: Pipistrellus nathusii (Nathusius's pipistrelle)
Lineage: Eukaryota; Metazoa; Chordata; Mammalia; Chiroptera; Vespertilionidae
Source: the annotation of a GenBank genome assembly